ACGCGGGCGGCCGCGCACCGGCUGCGCGGGGCGACUCGCGAGGGCAGGUGGACGCGGCGGCGCUCGAGAUGAAGCAGCGGCGGCUUGAGGACGAGCACGAGGCGGUCGUGCACGAGUACUCGCUGCUCCUCACCGGGCAGCUCGAAGUGCAGCGGCAGCAUUUCGAGGCGCAGCUCGAGGCCGCCACCCGCGCGCACGCGGCCGUCGCCGCCGAGCUCGAGGCGUCCGUCGAGCGGCAGCGUGCCGAGCUGCGAGGGAGGGCAGAGCAGGUGGAGCGGAAGGCGCAUGCGCAGGCGAGGCGGAGCGCCGCGUCAGACGCGCUGCUCUCCAGCGUGCGCGGCGACCUCGCCUUCAACAAGCAGCUCAACGAGCAGCUCGUCGCCAACCAGGCAGAGUUUGCGGCGCAGGCCAAGGCGGCCGGCGAGCGGGAGGCGGCGCUGCAGGGCCAGGUGCGCGAGCUCGAGGAGCAGCUGCGCGACAUGUCCAUCCACCUCGAGGCGCAGAUGAAGAUGCUCGAAGUGCAGGCGGCCGAGGGCGGCGCGGCGGCCGAGCUCAACGGGGCGCACGUGAUGCCCGGGGAGCCGCCGCCCGCGCGGAAGGGGCGCCGCGGGAGGAAGGGGUAGAGGUGGAGAUGGUUCGUGAUGGCAGCGUGAGAUGUAGGUAGAUCUCGACCCCCAGAAUCUUUCGCGUUCU
Messenger RNA from Emiliania huxleyi CCMP1516, 693 nucleotides. RefSeq lists its product as hypothetical. Gene Ontology annotation, biological process: protein ubiquitination; Ras protein signal transduction. Bases 69 to 623 code for a protein of 184 amino acids. NCBI's taxonomy places the organism in Eukaryota, Haptophyta, Isochrysidales, Noelaerhabdaceae. The record is from RefSeq and is a predicted model, not a curated record. The transcript has 5 exons. Gene Ontology annotation, molecular function: ubiquitin protein ligase activity. Gene Ontology annotation, cellular component: cytoplasm.